Messenger RNA from Ambispora gerdemannii, 726 nucleotides. Lineage: Eukaryota; Fungi; Glomeromycota; Glomeromycetes; Archaeosporales; Ambisporaceae. The record is from the annotation of a GenBank genome assembly.
AUGGUAAUAGAAAAUCAAAUACCUAAAACCGAAACGGUUUAUGAAUUAAAAGAAAAAUGCGAAAUCCCUUCUUUUGAGGAAUUUAUGAAAAAUUAUGAGAAUGAUGGUAAUUUAAAUUACGAUGAUUUAAGUGGUGGUGAUAUUGGUGAGGAUUGUGUUUCUUUGUAUCUGACUUGUCCUGUUCCCAAAGGUGUUAAAUUUUCUUGGGGAGAAUGUAAUGAUAAAGCAGAAGCCUGGUUGCGGAACGGAUGGACACAUGAGUUUGAAUUGAAUGGCAAUGUUGGAUUUAGUGACGGGAGUUAUAAUUUCGUCUUUUGCACAAACGAAUAUCCAUUCAAAAAUUACCGAGUUGGUGAGGAAAUAGAAGUUAACAUAACUAAUGCCAAACACAUGAGUUCUCAAAAUUAUCAUCAGGUUAAGUUAGAACUUGACUCUUUUUAUAAUGUGUUAGAACCGUUGGAAGAGUUUAUUGAUAAGGCAGGUUAUUAUCCUAAUUUUAGAAGCAGAAGGCAACUUUAUAGGAGGGUUAUCCAAGAUAGCGAAGGAACCUUGGAGAAUAACAAAAAUUUGUUUUUAACUGAUUUGUAUAUUUUCUCGGGAGCAGUUGAAGGAGAAGCAGAAUUUAUUAUGGAAACAAACAAUGUUCUUGAGGGUAAUGAUGAAAAAAUUGUUCGAGAAACUGAUGAAAGAGACAAGGUUAGGGCGAAGAAGCCUGAUUUGACAAAG